UUAUUUUGGGCAGGCAUAUCGAUAGCAUUUUUGUUUUGAAAAUUUUACACAGUAGUUUUGUAGUCAAGUAGAUUCUUUAACACCCAUUAUGUGCUUCUACGUUGCAAAUUUAAAUAAGAAAAAUUUUUAUUUUACCGUGUUACGAAUGUGAGGGAUUCAAAAUGCCAAUAUUUUGUGAUUUCUGUCUUAAAUACAGAUUGUGUGUAAAUUACCCCAUGUCUGUUUCGACUGAUUAAAGCUAAAUAUAGUUUGCGUUCAAAGUUUGGUGUGUCAUCAGCAGAUGUGUGUUGGGAGGAGAAAAGAGGACUUACAGUAACUGACGAUGCGAGAAUUGCACUUGAUAUUUGGCCGCGCAUUUCAGAGGUUCUGUCAUGCCGCGAUCGUUUCUUGUGAGAACUAAAAAGACUCACCCCGCCGGUCCAUCCAAGGGCUCCGUUAGACAGAAGGAUGAAUCCGAUCAAGGUGGAAAGGACACUGGGGAUAACGUGCCGGCCGUUUUGGCAAAGGAGAUUUUAUCUGAGGUUCGUUCUCCAUGUGAGACAGCAUCUCGGCGGAGUCAACGCUGUCUUGCAUGGAAUCCCUCUGGAUCUGCAACCUCCACAGGGACAGAACUGGACUCUGCUUGGUCAGCGGAAAGACACCAAACAUCUGACAGAGAGCGACAACUGGAGAAGCUGGUCUUCAUGUUACUCCACCGCACAUCACAUGCAGACCUCAGCUGGUCAUUCAGCCAGUGUCCUCUGUGUGAAAAGUCCCAAGUAGAUCUGCAGGCUCAUAGUAGUAGCAGCUUUCAUGUCCCUUUGAUGAGUUCCCCAUCCACUGAAAUGUCCUCAAUGACUUUCACAGCAAUUGAGAGCUACGGAAGAGCAAAGGCACGGAGCUUUGGCUGCAAGGUGUGUGGAAAAAUGUUCAAGCGCUCGUCCACGCUGUCCACACAUCUGCUCAUCCACUCGGACACCAGGCCUUACCCGUGCCAGUACUGUGGCAAAAGGUUCCACCAGAAGUCGGACAUGAAGAAACACACGUUCAUACAUACAGGUGAGAAACCACACGUGUGCAAGGUGUGCGGUCGAGGAUUCAGUCAAAGCUCCAACCUCAUCACUCACACUCGGAAACACGACGACCACCACCGAGCGUUCGGCUGCCCCCGCUGUCACCGCAGCUUCCAACGCAGGGUCGACCUGCAGCGCCACCAAGAAACCCCGUGCGGCUAUGGUAGUAGAUACGCUCAGAACUGAUGAUGUCAAAUACGUGACAAUGAGUGAGAUUAAAAGAGGGAGAAAUUAAAAAGAUUUCUCGAAUAAAA
Messenger RNA from Syngnathus typhle (broad-nosed pipefish), 1306 nucleotides. Its product is annotated as zinc finger protein Gfi-1-like. Gene Ontology annotation, cellular component: nucleus. The record is from RefSeq and is a predicted model, not a curated record. Gene Ontology annotation, biological process: regulation of transcription by RNA polymerase II. Gene Ontology annotation, molecular function: DNA-binding transcription factor activity; RNA polymerase II cis-regulatory region sequence-specific DNA binding. Bases 372 to 1238 code for a protein of 288 amino acids. NCBI's taxonomy places the organism in Eukaryota, Metazoa, Chordata, Actinopteri, Syngnathiformes, Syngnathidae. The transcript has 6 exons.